This is a messenger RNA of Andrographis paniculata, 1383 nucleotides long. RefSeq names its product mitotic checkpoint protein BUB3.3. Bases 109 to 1056 code for a protein of 315 amino acids. Gene Ontology annotation, cellular component: mitotic checkpoint complex; kinetochore; bub1-bub3 complex. Gene Ontology annotation, biological process: mitotic spindle assembly checkpoint signaling. Gene Ontology annotation, molecular function: ubiquitin binding. Lineage: Eukaryota; Viridiplantae; Streptophyta; Magnoliopsida; Lamiales; Acanthaceae. The record is from RefSeq and is a predicted model, not a curated record. The transcript is spliced from 9 exons.
UUAAGGAGGAAAUUUCAGUGUAAAAAUCGUACGGUUGUUUUGGAUUCAAAUUUCAAAAUUUUCCCUUCCAUUUCAUUGCUUGGAUUUUGCUUGUGAUUCAUUUGCAGCAUGGAGAGGUCUUGUUUGAAUUUCGAUAAGCCGAUCCAGGACGCUAUUUCCAGGAUCCGAUUUGCUUCCCGGUCGAACAAUCUUUUAAUUUCUUCUUGGGAUUCUAAUCUUCGACUUUACGAUGUGGAUAAAUCAGAGCUGAGGUUAGAAGCUCCUAGUGGUGGAGCGGCGCUCCUUGAUUGCUGUUUCGGAAGUGAGUCGAUGGCUAUUAGUGCUAAUUCCGACGGUUCUAUUACCAGGUAUGAUAUGCAUCUGGGAGAGAGCAAAGCAAUAGGAAUUCAUGAUGAUUUAGCGACCUGUGUUGAAUAUUCUGUGGAAACAAGCCAAAUUGUAACUGGCGCUUGGGAUAAAAAAAUAAAAUUUUGGGAUGCUCGCUCUGCCGGUUCUGUUGGAUGCUUGGACAAUCUUUCUGAAAAGGUUGAAUCAUUGUCACUUUCUGGAUUUAGUUUGGUGGCUGCUAUAAAAUCAUCAUUGAAUAUGUAUGAUUUGCGAUACUUAGACAAAUCAGUUCAAGCUAAAGAACUCUUCAAGGGCAUUCUAAUAAAAUGUGUUCGUGCAAGUCCAGAUUUAGAAGGAUUUGUGGCCGGAUCAAAUGAUGGGCGGGUUGCAUUGGAAUUUUUUGGAGAGUCAAACACAAAGAAUAAGGGAUACGCUUUCAAAUGCCAUCCAAAGAGUAAGAGUGGAAGAUCUCAUAUGGUUGCUGUGAAUGACAUUGCAUUUAAUCCAUACAAGCGGGGUGAACUUGUUACUGGUGACAAUGAAGGCAAUGCGGUGAUGUGGGAUGUUUUAAAACAGAACCGCCUAGCCGAGCUGCAUAGAUUUCCCAACAGCGUCACAUCGUUGACAUACAACCAUGAUGGACAACUUUUGGCAGCCGCGUCAAGUUAUACAUACCAAGAGGCAAACGAAAGAGAAGAUCUGCCUCAAAUAUUUGUGACUUCCCUAUAAAAUCAAGAUGGGUUUAGGAUAAACAACCAUUGUUGUCGAGGAAAUUAUCGACUUAUUUUCCCUCCGCGAAUUUGCCUGUGAGGUUAGUGAACAUAUUGUGUGAAUUCCAUCCAGCCAUUUGAUGAAACAUGUGGAGUAGACAUGGAUUUGUGUCUGGAAAUUCAAAAUCCUGUGUUAAUAUCAUUAUGUGUUCAAGUCUGCCAUAUGUUGGAUUAGAGUGAAAAUUAGGGAUUUGUUCUUUGUUUAUGUUAAAUUAAUGAAUUUUUUGAUCUGAUCAUUUUUGUAUUGUAAGAUGCUUUAAUAUACUACUGGCGUUGAUAUUGCUUU